AUGGCGACCCCUGCGCAAAUGCAGUCGAUGCCAAUGGCGGGCAAUUCACAGUUUCCCCCGGUACAUAUGAUGACCCGAGAGGGCCUCCAGACUUUAUUAAUGCGCUCGAAUACACUGAAGCAAGCGGGGUUUACAAAUCAAAACAACCAGGAGCUGGCAAACAUCAGCCAGUAUCUGAACAUGGUCAAACGCUAUCAGAUGGCUCGGAGUGCCCAAGCCCAACAGGCUCAGGCCCAGCUCGCGGCUCCGACUCCCAAGCCCGCGAUUGAAAUACCGGCAACCAACGGGACUGCUCCCAGUCCUCCUGCAAGCCCGGCCGAGCCAAUCACCUUCACCCAGGCACAACUCGUCACGCUGCGUUCUCAGAUCUCCGCUUUCAAAUUCCUCCAGCGCGGGCUCCCUAUUCCCCUGGAGUACCAGCAGAGCAUUCAUCCACAGCCGGGCGCUAAUGAUUCGGACCAACUCACCGCACCUCCGGGCCAACUUUUGGAGAACGAUACUUCGUCUCUCAUCUACCCCUACAAUGCCUAUACCCACCCGACUUCUCGGCUAGCAACCGCUAAAAACCACCGUGCUAUCGUACCUAGCAUGACCCCACUUGGUCUCGAUCCUCUUGCGCUCAAGGCCGCACGCGAACGAUUUGUUGAGGCGCGAAUCGCCCAGCGUAUUCGAGAACUUUCGGCGCUACCUAGCACCAUCGGCGAGCCCGAGCCAGAGGCCGACGAGGUGCAAGAGGGUGAAGAAAGUAAGGAGGGUGCACUAGUCGUUCACCCUUCGGCGAGUGCACAUGGCAAGUUGCGUGCUCUCAUCGAGCUUAAAGGUCUUCAAUUGCGCGCUCGUCAACAGGCCCUUCGCCGCAGCGUCGUCCAGCAUUUGCAAGAAGCUACUGUAAUGACUGUCGACAGGAGCACAUGCCGAAGAUUCCGCAGGUCUGCUUUGCGCGAUGUUCGCCAUACCGAGGCCCUUGAACGUCAGCAGCGCAAGGAACGCGAACGCCGUGCCAAACAAAAACAUCUCGAUUAUCUUGGUAGCAUCAUCGCGCAUGGAAGUGAAAUUGUCGCUACCAACCAAAAUGCUCGCGCAAGGGUAGGAAGACUCGGCCGAGCAGUUCUUCAAUUCCACGUUGCCACUGAAAAAGAAGAGCAAAAGCGGAUCGAGCGUAUUUCCAAAGAACGUCUCAAGGCGCUCAAAGCAGACGAUGAAGGCAAGUUCCAUUCUGCAGAGGCCUACCUCAAACUUAUCGACACUGCCAAGGAUACUCGUAUUACCCACUUGCUCAAGCAGACCGACAGCUAUCUCGACUCGCUCGCUCAAGCUGUUGUUGCCCAACAAAACGACGAUAUCCACCGCGAUGCUCCGCCAAUCCCUUUCGACACCGAAGAUGGCCCUGCGAGCGAAGCCACAUUCGGUGCCACUCGUCUCGACGAUCCAAGCGAAGACAAGGGCAAGGUCGAUUAUUAUGCAGUGGCCCAUCGUAUUUCCGAAAAGAUUACAACUCAGCCCAGCAUUCUUAUUGGCGGCAAGUUGAAGGAAUACCAGAUGAAGGGUCUGCAAUGGAUGGUUUCCUUGUACAACAAUCGUCUCAAUGGUAUUCUUGCGGACGAGAUGGGUCUCGGAAAAACUAUUCAAACUAUUUCGCUCAUCUCGUUCCUCAUCGAGCGCAAAAAGCUACACGGCCCCUACCUCGUCAUUGUCCCCCUCUCAACGCUCACUAACUGGACGCUGGAAUUCGGAAAAUGGGCGCCCUCGAUUGUGACUGUCGUCUAUAAGGGUUCGCCCAACGUACGCCGGACGAUUCAACUCGGCCUUCGCGCGCAAAACUUCCAGGUGCUGCUGACAACUUUCGAAUAUAUCAUCAAGGAUCGUCCGUUCUUGAGCAAGAUCAAAUGGGUACAUAUGAUUAUUGACGAGGGUCAUCGUAUGAAAAACACUCAGAGUCGACUUUCUCAAACUCUCAACCAAUUCUAUAGCUCACGCUACCGUCUCAUUUUGACUGGUACCCCGCUUCAAAACAACCUCCCUGAGCUUUGGGCAUUGCUCAACUUUGCUCUCCCCAAAAUCUUCAACUCGGUCAAAUCGUUCGACGAGUGGUUCAAUACACCCUUUGCCAACUCGGGCACAGCCGACAAGAUCGAGCUCAACGAAGAAGAGGCACUGCUUAUCAUUCGUCGUCUGCACAAAGUACUUCGACCCUUCUUGCUCCGUCGUCUGAAGAAGGAUGUCGAGAGCGAGUUGCCGGACAAGAUCGAAAAGGUCAUCAAGUGCAAGAUGAGCGCACUCCAGAGCCAAUUGUACAUGCAAUUCAAGAAGCACGGAAUGCUGUUUACCGACUCGAAGGACUCUAAAGGGAAGCAAGCCGGUAUCAAAGGGUUGAACAAUACUGUUAUGCAGCUUCGAAAGAUUUGCCAGCAUCCGUUUGUAUUCCCCGAAGUCGAGGAUGUGAUCAACCCAGGCCACGAGCUCAAUUCAAGUGUAUAUCGCGCAUCUGGCAAGGUUGCUCUCUUGGACCGAAUUUUGCCCAAGUUGUUUGCGUUCAAGCACCGUGUUCUCAUGUUCUUCCAAAUGACUCAAGUAAUGAACAUUCUCGAGGACUAUAUGACCCUACGUGGCUACAAAUUCCUUCGACUAGAUGGUGGAACCAAACCCGAUGAUCGUGCCGACUUGCUCAAGGCUUUCAACGCCCCUAACUCUGAGUACGAUGUAUUCUUGCUGUCGACUCGCGCGGGUGGUUUGGGUCUCAACUUGCAGACCGCCGAUACCGUCAUCAUUUACGAUUCUGAUUGGAACCCUCAUGCCGAUCUGCAAGCCCAAGAUCGUGCGCAUCGUAUUGGUCAAAAGAACUCCGUCGUUAUUUUGAGGUUUAUCACCGAGCGCAGUGUGGAAGAACACAUGCUCGCUCGUGCUAAACAAAAGCUCGACAUGGAUGGAAAAGUCAUUCAAGCUGGUCGUUUCGACAAUCAGUCAUCGGCAGCCGAGUCCGAGGCAGUCUUGCGUAUGAUGUUGGAAGCCGACAACGAGGAAGUCAACGAAGACACGGUUAUGGACGAUGAUGAGAUCAACCAGAUUAUCGCCCGCACAGACGAAGAACUCGAAAGAUUCAAGAGCAUGGAUUACGAGCGAGAUGUGAAUGAGGAGCGCGAGUGGCGUGAGACUGGGAACCGUGGACCAAGGCCAGAGAGGAUGAUGACGUUCCAGGAGCUGCCAGAGGUCUAUCAACGGGAUGAGCCGUACGAGCCACCCGAGGCCGAGUUGAAGGCUACUGGACGUGGCGCUCGUGAACGCAAGGCUGUGAUAUACAAUGAUGGGCUGACGGACGACCAGUGGGUUAUGGCGAUGGAGGAAGCCGAAGAAAUGGAUGACUAUGACGAUUUGCCUGCCAGGAGGAGCCGCGCUGCGAGCCGCCUAGGUCGUGAAGGAGCCAGUGGAUCCGUUACACCUGCACCCGAGGAAAAGAAUAAGCGCGGAAAGAAAGCCAAGGGCAAAGGACGCGCCGACGACCUUUCUGGGAAGCGCAAGCGUGGUAAAGCUCAGUCUCCUGAACCCUCGUCUGAAGAAGAGGAUGACGAUUCGCGUGCGCAGCAGAAGCGUCGUAAGACUCAGAACCCUGGAGCAGGAACUCCACAAGUACCUCAGCCUAUGCGCGAUCGUAUGAGGGCCGCCUUCCAGGUUUGUCACCAGACUGUGAUGGCCUUGACAGGUCCAGAUGGUCACCAGCGAUGCGAGUUGUUCAAAGACCUGCCGGAUAGGAAGAUUUACCCUGACUAUUAUGAAAUCAUUCCCAAACCGAUUGCGAUGUCUCACAUGCGAAAACGCGCAUCGAGCGGAUAUUACAGAACGGUAGCACAGUACCGGGAUGACUGGCGACUUAUGUUCAAUAAUGCACGUACCUACAAUCAGGAGGACUCGUGGGUAUAUCAGGAUGCAAAUGAAAUGCAAAAGGUCUUUGAGGAAGUGUUCCUUCGCGAGACUGCCGGCACAGACAUGCCCGGUGCGGAACCUCUCAAUUCUGCCAACCCUAUCAAUCCUGGAAACACAUCCCCAUUGUCUGCGGCAGACGAUGAUGAGCCUGCUCCUCGUCCACCUGGCCAGAAAUCCCGUCGUGCAUCCGUUAGCGAUGAGGAAUACUUGUCUGGCAGCGACGAUGACUAG
Rhizoctonia solani is the source of this 4149-nucleotide messenger RNA. RefSeq names its product SNF2 family amino-terminal protein. Gene Ontology annotation, molecular function: ATP binding; ATP-dependent chromatin remodeler activity; DNA binding. Lineage: Eukaryota; Fungi; Basidiomycota; Agaricomycetes; Cantharellales; Ceratobasidiaceae. Gene Ontology annotation, biological process: positive regulation of transcription by RNA polymerase II. The coding region runs from base 1 to 4149 and encodes 1382 amino acids. The record is from RefSeq and is a predicted model, not a curated record. Gene Ontology annotation, cellular component: nucleus. The transcript is spliced from 14 exons.